Messenger RNA from Cydia amplana, 2955 nucleotides. Its product is annotated as zinc finger protein 420-like. Lineage: Eukaryota; Metazoa; Arthropoda; Insecta; Lepidoptera; Tortricidae. Bases 1 to 2955 code for a protein of 984 amino acids. The record is from RefSeq and is a predicted model, not a curated record. The transcript is spliced from 4 exons.
AUGUUUGUGGAGACGCGCGUGAAGCAGGAACCAGGGUGCGAGAGCGGCGCCAGGAAAGAGACGAAAGAUUUACUCACGGACCAAGUGCAAGUGAAGUCGGAGACAGAGUUUCAACAAGAGAAGGUGGAAUGUAUCAAAGAAGAGCCCUGUUCCGACAGCGCGGCGGCGUGCGCCGGCCUGUAUGCCGACCACGAGGUGAAGGACGAGCUUGUGCUGGGGCCGGAGUGCACGCACCAACCGAUUUGCAGUUGGGCGGUAACCGAUGCCGACGGUUGCGUACUAGACCCGGGGCGCACGCAGCAACAGCCAACACUGAGGGAAUGCUCCGUUAGGCUUCAGCGAGACAGUCAAAGCUACGAGCAAAUAGACAGUGAUUCUGAUAGUAAAGAUAACUGUAUCACGCACACGAGUAACAGCCAAAACACUAACAGUGAGAACAAAAGCUGCGGACAAAAUACCGACAGUGAGAUCAGCAUAGCUGACAGUGACCCUGAUAGUAAAGAUAACUGUAUCACGCACACGAGCAACAGCCAAAAGACUAACAGUAAGAACAAAAGCUACGACGAAAAUACCGACAGUGAGAUCAGUGUAGCUGACAGCGACUCUGAUAGUAAAGAUAACUGUUUCACGCACACGAGCAACAGCCAAAAGACUAACAGUAACAAGAAAAGCUACGGGCAAAAUACUGACAGUGAGAAUAGCGCAUUUGGCAGUGAUAGUAAGGAUGCUGACUACUUUACACACAAACCGAGCAACAAGCAAAAGACAGACAGUGAAACCAAUCCUAGCUGCGAGCAAAAUACUAACAGUGAGAACAGCGCAACUGACACCAGAUGUAUCGAAGAAGUUACACAUGACUGUAAGAAAGAUAUCUGUAAUACUACACUAAGGGACUGUUUUGUGAGGCUUAAACGCAUCUCAUUCGAGCCAUUCGCGAAUAAAAGGGGUCAGUUUGAGAACACAAGCGCUCACAGAGACGACAAAGAAUUCUGUAAUAUAUGUGGCGAGCGGUUUACGCUGAAGUCGGAUUUGGUGAAACAUUUAAAGGUACAUAUGCCUACGAGAACGGAGCAGGAAGUGGAGUGCUGUGAAAUCAACGAAAAAAACUUGGUAAUGGCUUCCGACGAGGAUUUGUCUAAACGGACGCUCGAGCCGCUCUGCGCACCACAGCUACGCUUGCGGGACUGCUGGGUACAACUCGAGCGCAUCCGACUCCAACCAGCCAACAACCAGGGAGACCACACGGACAGAGAUUCUGCUGAUGACUCUGAUGAUAUACACGUUAAAUGUAAAGAUAAUUGUGGUGAAAGUUUUGCGCUAAAAUCUGAUUUGAAGAAACAUAUAAUUCAUUCCUACAUGCCUAGAAGUGCUGAGGGAAUGGUAAAAAAUAACGUUUGGCCUGUUUCACAUGACCAAUCACAAGCAAAUGAUGCUAGAGCAACUUUGCGGAAAAAUAAUACUAACACAGUUCACAAUGAGGCAGGUACAUAUGUUUGUGACAUUUGUGGUGAAACAUUUCAGCAGAAACAUUACUUGAUACGCCAUAUUACACUACACUCACUAAAUACAUCUGAAAUGACGUCAAAAAUGAAUCAAAAUCAUGUUGGAAAAGAGAGACCAUAUAUAUGCGAUAUAUGUGGGAAUAAAUUUACACAAAAAGUACACUUGGUUACACACAUGCGAAGUCACACCGGCGAAAAGCCAUAUAAAUGCCAAAUCUGUAAUAAGCGGUUUAUGCAAUCGUCUGGUUUGAUUAGCCAUAAACGAACGCACACUGGCGAAAGACCGUAUUCGUGCGAAAUUUGUGACCAGACAUUUACAUAUCCGAGUAGUUUGAAAUGUCAUAAACUAGUACAUAGUGGUGAGAAACCAUAUUCGUGCAAAAUAUGUAAAAAGAGCUACACUGGAGCGACUGCUUUAAGGAACCAUAGUCUUACACAUACAGGAGUGCUUUUUCCCUGUGAAAUAUGCGAUAAGAUGUUUAAGGGAGCUGGUAAUUUGAAAUCACAUCUACUUAUCCAUGAGGGAGCUAAGCCGUACUCUUGCGAUGUUUGUCAAAAAGACUUCAGACAAUCUGGUACUUUGAGAUUACAUCAACGAAUUCAUAAGGCUGAAAGACCUUAUUCAUGCGAUAUUUGUAAAACGACGUUCAAACUUUUGCGAUCUUUAAAGAUGCAUAAACAAAGUCACUCAGGAGAGAGGCUGUACUCAUGCGAUAUAUGUCAAAAUAAGUUCGCAAGAGCAGACACUUUGAACAACCAUAUGCGCAUACACACAGGGGAGAAGCCUUAUUCAUGCGAAAUUUGUAAAAAAGAGUUCACGCAAAUGGGUCAUUUACAAGCGCACAGGCAUGUUCAUUCGACAAUAAAAGCAUACUCUUGCGACAUAUGUCAAAAAAAGUUUAAGACUUCAAGUAACUUAAGGGUUCAUAAAACGGUUCACUCUGAAGUUGAGCUGUACCAUGUCUGCGAAGUAUGCAAUAAGAAAUUUAAAACAUCUGGCGGUUUAAAAAGUCACCAAAAAAUUCACUUGGAAGUGAGGCUGUUCUCCUGCGACAUAUGCCAAAAGCGGUUUAGGAGAUCGUGUCAUUUAGAGAUUCAUAAACGAAUGCACACCGGCGAGAAACCUUAUUCCUGUGAUAUUUGCAAUAUGAAAUUCGCGCAGUCGAGUAAUUUACGUACACAUAAGCGAAAUGUCCACAUAAAACCGUUCUCAUGCGAAAUGUGUGAUAAAAAAUUUAAAGAAAUGCAUGGUUUAGAGCACCAUAAAGGGCGUUUUCACGCCGAAGAUAAACAAUACUCUUGUGAAAUAUGUAAAUAUACGUUUUUGCGAUCGGAACAUCUUAAAAGACACCAACUAAUCCAUUUAGAAACGAAGCCUUUUUCCUGUAAAAUAUGUAAAAAACAGUUCAUCCGAUCAGACGGUUUGAAAAAACAUAAACUAUCACACAGGUGA